Messenger RNA from Aricia agestis (brown argus), 1272 nucleotides. RefSeq names its product zinc finger homeobox protein 2-like. The transcript has a single exon. Lineage: Eukaryota; Metazoa; Arthropoda; Insecta; Lepidoptera; Lycaenidae. The record is from RefSeq and is a predicted model, not a curated record. The coding region runs from base 1 to 600 and encodes 199 amino acids.
AUGCCACCGCAGCCGCAACAGCAGCCUCAGCAGCCGCAACCGCAGCCGCAGGGCCUGAUCGUGGAGACAGGCAGCGGCGCGAGCGUGCUGCAGCUGCCGGCCACCACGCUGGAGCAGAUCCGGCACAUUGCGGCGGACCCCGGCGCGUCCACGCUGCGCCUGCCACCGCCCGCGCCCGAGCCACCCGCCGGCGCGCGCCUGCUCGACCUCGACCUCUGCUACGUGUGCAAGCACUGCAAGGUCGCCUUCCCCGCUGCCGUGCCGCUGCAGGCGCACCAGGCGCGCGCGUGCUACGCCGGCCGCGACGAGCGUGGCGUCAUCCGCGUCGUACAGCCCGCGCUCGAGUGCCGCGCCUGCCCCGGCGAGCGGUUCCGCAGCGGCGCCGAGUUCCGGCGGCACGCGGACGGCGACGCGCACCGCCGCGCCGCCGCGCUGCCGCCGCCGCCGCCGCCGCCGGCCGAGCCGCUCAGCCACGAGAUGGAGGACGUCGUCAACCAGAUCACGCUGCUGGCGGCGCGCGCAGCGCAGGACGACGUGUUCUGCGCGCCGCAGCGCUUUCCGCAGCCCGGCGAGCUGCCGCUGGCCAGCGCCGGCCACUAGUAUGCCGAGGAAUGUAUAGCUCCUCCUAUAGAGGGAGCGCGCUCCCCCCGUUGUCCGACAACGCAGCAGUUCACUAUUAGCUCGUAAUGCUUUUCUUCGUCGAGGCCCGCGUGGCCCCCUAGUGGUUUAAAGCUUGUAGUCGUGUAAGUUAGGUUAGCAGGUGUCGCCGCCGGCCUGGGACGCGGCGGCGACGGCCCGCUCGGCCGCGAGUCGAUCUCAUAUCAUACGUUAGACAGGUUUUAUUGUGUCCGGCGCGGCGGCCGAGCCGGCUCCCCCACUCUGAACCAUCGGGUCCCAGGAAAGCAAGUUCCUAUCUUUAUGGCAUAUAAUAUUAUCGAUAUUGAUAAUUACGAUUUAAUUAUUGUUUAAAGCUAUGUAAUACAUACAUAUAAUCGUUCUAAUUUUAGGCAUAGAUACGUUCUCGUAAGAAGUUCCUGAUGCGUCAUAAAUGUACGGAGAUAAUUAUGAUAUAUAUACGUAUAUGAUUUUUUUUAAACGUGAGCGAAUUAGGUACGUAUUAGACGGUAGAGCGGUCGUCAUCUCGCGCGGUCGACGCUCCGGCGACUCGUCCCCGCGGAAUACUAUCGCGAGCGACCAUCCCCAUGGCGGAACUGUCGAGUUCAAUGCGAGUUCGCGGGGCGCUAGCGGGAUGCCAGCGGGGCGCUAGCGGGC